UCAAACGGGGAUAUGUUGAUGUUAUUUUCCUGUUCUUCCUGGUAAACAGAAAAAAUCCUUGAAGAGUAUAUUGGUGGUAGUAAGUUAUUUGUUGACAUAGGAACUAGGAAGAACCUGAUGUGUUCAAGGUCUUUCAUUUUUAUCUAUACAGAGUGUUUUUUUCCAAUAAGUAGGAUGGACCCUAGGGUUAUGAGGUUAUUUUUCUUUUCGUGACCUCGACCUCGUUGUUAUUUUGGUUAUCUAUAGUUUUCUUUCGUUGUCAGUAGGCUACUAUCCUUUUGGUUAAAAUGAUUGUUCUUCAGUCCACAGCAGUAUAUAUUUCGACAUCCUAGAGGUUGACAGUUUAUUUAUACGAAAGAACACCAAGAAGCAAUUACUGAACAUUGCACCCUUAUCUUUUCAAGUGAAUACUUUUCCCUGAAAAUUUCAGUAGAAAAAAAAUCAAUCAUAAAAGCCAUGGCACUGCCGUCUGUAGUACCAGAAGACAACCAACAACCUUUUUUGGAGUUGCAAUGGAAAUUAAAUAAUGUGCCAAUGGAGGCUGUCGUUCUAUCGAAUUUCGUUCAAAUCCGGGGUCACAAAUCAAUUCGCUUGGGUAUUCAAAAUCUAGCAGACCAGCAGCGCUGUACUAUUAAUCUCUUUGCUCAUCGGAUUCGUGAGACUGGUAUUGAAUUGAAGUCAGCUGUUUGUCGCAUCGAUGGAUUCGAAUGGAUCGAAAUGACCCAGCAUGGAUGUCAAUCAACCGUACUCUUCACGGCUAUUCAUACUAAAAACCUAAUCAGCGAUAGUCCCACGACGCUAAUAAUUUUCCGAGUUUUAGUUAAUCCUUCUGUUAGUAAUUACCGAUUUAUAUUAAGAGAUUCCACGUUAAAGAAUCAUCUGUGGUCAGCCGCAACUAAGGAUGGCGGGAAUACGGAUAUGGAUUUUCGAGUUCAAAACAGCAUUUUCCCCGCACACAAAUCGCUCAUCACUGCCCGGAAUGCGGUUCUAGCAGCUGAACUCCAGCGGGCCGGUGAUUUUACAGCAAUCGAAUCCUAUACGACUCGCAGAACUCGAAUCAAUAUUACUGAUUUAAACCCGGAAACUUUCCAAGCGCUGCUCAAGUACAUGUACACGGGCGAGUUCGAGUUCCCAUUGAUGAACGUUGAAGAUUUUUGGAGAGGAGUGGCUACCUAUGAGUUGACAACUCUAACAAGUUUGAGUGAGCUAUCGUUCCAGGAAUCUUUAAAACCGACUGACUUGAUCGAACUGCUCGGAUCGUUGGAAAUGACGUGGAGAGAGAAACCGCUUCCAGUGAGAAGCCCAGACUCUGCUGGGGACGCCACAAUAAGCAACACCGGCUUCGUAGUGCGCAUUACUGGCUCCCUAUCAAACGACUCGGAUUGGAACUUGAAAUUUCAGAAUGAAACUACAUUUGGCUGGCGCCAUUCUACUGGUCCCGCAACAAACGAAAAUGAUCAAACUUCUAACAUUCACAUUUAUUUCUUCAGCAGUCUGAAUUGCAACAGCGAUUUGUUUGUUUACGAUGUGAUACUUCGAAAUCAAAACAAUGCAAUAACCAUGAUUGAACCCCACAAGCAAGACGAAGACUGCACGGUGCAGAUUUUCUAUGCUAAUUUGACCAAUGUGACUCAUGCAAAUGCCAGUGACGAAUCCAUAUAUUUUGAUGUAUUCAUCCGAUCCAGUGUUGAAGCAGUCGCUGUCGAAUUGGUCGACAUCCAGCACAGUGAAGACCUAUGGAAAGCAGCUCAGAAAGCCGAUGGUACAGAUGUUGAGUUUCGAGUAGGAGACGAAAUUUUCUCAGCCCAUCGAUGGUUAGUGGCCUCACGUAGCUCGUCGUUUGCGGCUUUAUUUAGUGACUUAUUAUUAAAAGAAGCGGCUGACUGUGACGUUAGUUUUUCUCCGGAAAAAGAAACAGACAACAUGACCUCGACUAGAACAACAAUCACAAUUGAAAGUAUGGAACCAGCAGUUUUCCGAGAGUUACUGAAGUACAUGUACACAGGAACAAUGGAUGUUGCCGCUAGCAAGCUACUACUAAUAGCUGCUGAAAAAUAUCAAAUUGUAACCUUGGCAAAGAUUUGUAGAGCUGCUGUUGGUGAAAUUGACUAUGAAAAGCUCUCGUUCAAAUUGCUUUCGUACUAAAUUUUUUAUAAAAUCUCGUAUAAUAAUAAUUUUGGUUUAUGGGUUCUUUAGAUUUAGUUGAGGCUAUGGUAAAAUAAA
Daphnia pulicaria is the source of this 2223-nucleotide messenger RNA. RefSeq lists its product as uncharacterized. The record is from RefSeq and is a predicted model, not a curated record. The transcript has 3 exons. The coding region runs from base 457 to 2145 and encodes 562 amino acids. NCBI's taxonomy places the organism in Eukaryota, Metazoa, Arthropoda, Branchiopoda, Diplostraca, Daphniidae. Gene Ontology annotation, biological process: proteasome-mediated ubiquitin-dependent protein catabolic process; regulation of proteolysis. Gene Ontology annotation, molecular function: ubiquitin protein ligase binding. Gene Ontology annotation, cellular component: cytoplasm; nucleus.